This is a messenger RNA of Sabethes cyaneus, 1389 nucleotides long. RefSeq names its product apical junction component 1 homolog. Gene Ontology annotation, cellular component: apical junction complex; plasma membrane. The transcript is spliced from 2 exons. The record is from RefSeq and is a predicted model, not a curated record. Lineage: Eukaryota; Metazoa; Arthropoda; Insecta; Diptera; Culicidae. Gene Ontology annotation, biological process: cell-cell junction organization. The coding region runs from base 1 to 1389 and encodes 462 amino acids.
AUGCUGCCGCCAUCCCGCGACCACCAUUACCUCGCACCAACCACAGUGACACCGACGACCGCAAUCGUACCGACCUUCUCCCUGCCACCCGAGGCCCAGCAGCUACAGUCGCCCAGUUCGGCCACCCUCGAAGAUGUCCUUGCCUCGUUGCUCGGACUGCCGGCCGAAUCACACAGGUCCUCAGUUUCCAGUAACCACACACUUCAGAUCGAACAAGUUCAAAUCAGGCGGCGCAGCGAGGGAGAUGCCGGUAAGAGACGCAACGAGCCCAGUUCCGCCGGAUCCGGUGCGGUCAGCAGCAGUGGCACCACCAGCGGCAAGGACGCUGCACACAGCCGGCGAGUUUCGCUGGAUUCGUGCGAGACAACGCACAAAAGCCACGGGGGGGAGUUGCUGAAGUGUCGCUAUCCGAAAUGCGACGCGACGGCGACGAUCGCCGAAGCGAAAAAGUCCUACAAAAGCUGCCACAACUGUUCGCACCUGUACUGCUCGCGGGACUGUCGGAGGGCUCACUGGGAAAAGCAUCGAAAAGCAUGUUUGCACUCGCGAAUCUCCGCUCUCUGUAGACUGGUGUUGUCCACGUGCAAAGACGAUGCGGACACUCUGCGGCACCUGAGUGUGCUAGCGAGGCGCGGCUAUUUAUCGCAAGGACGAGGUGUUGUUAGAAUACUGUUUCGUAGUCCGGAGAAUGCGGACUCGUUCAUUAAACAGGGUUUUCAGUGUUUGGGUGAAGUGGCGUACGUGCGCUGGCCCGACUUACUUCCUUCGGAGAUGGGCCCGGAACUGUACUCGGAGCUGCUCAAACUGAGCACCGAGUACAAACCCGAUUCCAAGAUGCUGAUCUACGUUGCGAUUUGCGUCGUUUCGGAGGCUCCGGGUAAUGCUACGGCCCCAGUCAAAUGGGAACGCCAGCUAGUGUCGCGCUGUGCUAAGCUCAAACUUUGCCGGUCGGUCAUCAACGAAAUCAAUAAUUCACCCAUCGACAGGCAGAUUCCGAAGAAGGACAAUGCAACCGAUGUGCUGAUCCUUUCGUUCAAUAUAAUGUCUAAAACUACGCAAAAAAGUCGCGAGCAAGUUUCGUUCAACAUCCAGCACGUCCUGCGCCAGCGAGGCGUCGUUCUGCGUAAGCAUUAUCCCGAAGUCUUCCUGCGGCUGUCCACGUUCGUCGAGGGUACAACCGAUCGGUUCCUGCCGGUGACGAUGCACCCGCGGGACAGCGUCACCGGGCGGACGUUCGUUUGCAUCCUGAUGCCCAACUACGGCGACUCCGAUCGGUUGCAGUUUCCCAUCUCGGAGAACAGUGACGACGAGCGGGUCGUCACGAUGGAUGUCGGUUCCGAGCUGGGCUUCAGCGGGGAUCCCAUGGACGCGAGCGGAGCUGCCCAGUAA